GCCUAUAGAGAGUCUACACGCGAUACAGAAAAAGCCCUAGUUUUCCUAAGUUCUCUGACAAAUAUAUAUGAUGAUCCGAGCGCUGUUUUUAGAAGUUCUAGUGGUCUUAUGGACAAAAGUUGAUGCGAAGGGAGCGGUCUACUUGACAACUGAAAAUGGAACAUUUCCCAUAUCACUGACAUCCUUAGACCCCGACAGCUCGACGGAAGAUUUUCCAAAGAUUUUCUCAGCAACAGUUGAAAAUCGUGAAAACGAAAGUGCACUUUGGCAUGAAGCACAAGAGGAUAUGUUACUCACUUACUUUAAUACCACGUUCAAUGAACUGAACAAAACCGAAUACGACGCAAAGGUGAACCAGAAACGUAGCAUCAAUGAUGCGGUAUCGAAAAAUAUUACAGUGGUUUUAGAAAACUUAUUGAAGAAUUAUGAGAAGUCACAGCUCCCGACACACGGGAAAGGUUACCCUACAGUGGUCCAAACUAAUAUUCUCAUACGCAGUAUGGGUCCGGUGUCUGAACUAGACAUGGAUUAUUCAAUGGACUGUUAUUUCCGUCAAUACUGGCGAGACACGCGCCUGUCGUUCCUCGGCCCAAUACGAUCAUUGUCACUAUCUAUCAAAAUGCUGGAGAGGAUCUGGCGACCCGACACGUACUUCUAUAAUGGAAAGCAUUCUUACGUUCACACAAUAACUGUACCCAAUAAGUUGCUACGAAUUAGCCAACACGGCGACAUAUUAUAUUCUAUGAGAUUGACUAUUAAGGCCAAGUGUCCAAUGGAACUUCGAAAUUUCCCAAUGGAUCGUCAGUCGUGUCCGCUUAUCCUUGGAAGCUACGCAUACUCGAACCAGCAGUUGGUCUACCAAUGGCAGAAUUCCGAAAGCGUAAACUUUGUCCCAGGCAUGACUUUGUCUCAGUUUGAUCUCAUCAGCUUUCCAUACAGGAACUUUACUUUUACAAGACGAGAAGGUGAUUUCUCGGUGCUACAAGUGUCAUUUAAUCUUCAGCGACACACGGGAUAUUUUCUAAUUCAAGUGUACGUGCCCUGCAUACUGAUUGUUGUUCUGUCUUGGGUGUCGUUUUGGAUACAUCGAGAGGCUACGUCGGACCGUGUGGGCUUAGGCAUCACGACGGUGUUGACACUGUCCACAAUAAGCCUAGACUCGAGGACCGAUCUUCCAAAAGUCCGUUACGCAACUGCCCUCGAUUGGUUCUUAUUGAUGAGCUUCUUCUAUUGUAUCGCAACCUUGCUCGAGUUUGCGGGAGUACAUUAUUUCACUAAGGUAGGAUCAGGUGAAAUAGUAAUCGAUGAUUCUGAGUGGGAAGAAUUAAUUGAGGAAGUCGGAGGUGACGCGUAUGCAGCUCGACAGCUCGCUGCUAGAAGAAGAAGUUCGGCUAGAUCUGCAAAUAAUUAUAGUCCCUCAUUACCAGCCCAAAGUAAUAGUUCUGCGGAUAGCGAUCUUCCUCAGGUUCAAGAAGAACAUCCAUGCGUCCGUCUCACCAUGGAACGGACUACUCAGACUGAGAACAGGGUUCCGCGAUGGCGUCAGCUGUUGUACUGCCUCGCGGGUGAUGACCAGUAUAGACGUCAAAGGCAGCGAGAAGCCGGGAACCGCGGUCACAUAAACAGUGUAUCUCACAUUGACAAAGCCGCUCGCGUGUUGUUCCCGGCAUCAUUUGCUUUACUUAAUUUAUUCUAUUGGAUGAUAUAUGCCUUCACCGACGAUGACUUCGCUUGGAGCGAUAACCCUAUUAAUAGAGUGUAAAACCACUGGUUCAUCACUCAUUCCCGAAGGAGGCCGACAAUUGGUAAAAAUAAGGUUCAAAUCAAAAAAAAAAAUCGAAAUGUGUGAUUGUUUUGUGUGACGCUUAAGUUGUGUAACGUUUUUAACAAUUGAACAAAAAGUAAAAAAAAUAUAUAGGAAAUGCAUUUCAUACUCAGCUGUCGUACUUUAUAUCGAUAUUUGCAAACAAAUUGCGUAAUUGAAAUUUGUUUGUUUUUAGCUGCACUUUAAAUUAGUUACGUUCGAAAAUGUAUAAGGGCUUAUUAUAAAACGUGGGUUGAAGAUAGUAUCGUGUUUGUAACCAUAGUAACGAUAUUAUUUUCGUGUAAAAACAUAUGUCAACAUGUCCACGUUUUAUAUUAAUUCCCAACAAACCUCAAUGUUAAGUGGGCAAAUAAAUAAAUUUGACUUUUCACACAUAAUUUUAUUCGCUGUAGAGUUUGAAAAAAUACAAAGGAUUUAAGAAAGUAAACGUAUAAUACAUAGUUUUAAGACAGUACAGUACGUUGAGCUUUCUCGAUGUACAUAGGUUACUUUACUUGUAAAUAGCACGAAUAACAUAUUUUGACCGUAGAACAAGCUACUUUAAAUAGUAUUAAAAAUCGCAAUCGUUUUGACAGAAAUAACGAUCAAAAUGUGUCAUCUGAAGACUAAGAGAGCUAAGGCUUUUUAGAUUUGGUCCGUCAAUCGAAGUCUGCUUCGAGAAUUUCUCAUUUAUAUAGUGAAUAGACACUUUCAAGGCAUUCGAAAUACAAGUGGAAUGUAAGGCUUUUAUCAUAAGUUUGAAGAUCAACAUAGAGAAGGCAUAGUGGAAUAUCAAAAAUUUCAUUUUGGAAAUGUAUCAAUAGACAAGACGAUUUUAUUUAUUAAUCGCAUCAGGAUCAUACCGGGUGUUCAAAAAAUACUUUUGAAACAUGCACUUUCAAUAAUUACAUCACUAUUUGUCUUUUUACAAAACGGGUUUGAGACACCCGGCAAAUCCAUAAUUGUCACUUAGACCAAUACUUGAACUGGGAAUUAGGUAAUUUUAAAUGGUUAGAAAGUAUAAAAGUACAAACAUAUAUAAAAUACAGACAUUUGGGAGAACAGUGUGGCAAGAAAUGUUAGAUUUUAUCUUACAAAAUAAACGAAGGAUAUACACAACGGAAUCCAAAGAACAAAUGUUGAAUAUAUAAUAUAAUACAUAUGCAUGGUUAGUGCAAUAACUCUUGAAAUCAAUGAGUCACUAACUCUUGUCUCUCGAAUAUUAUCCUACCUCGACUGAGUUUGUCGAGCGCCCUCUGGUGCUUUCGCGAAACAAUAACAUUUCAUUUUUCAUAAUUUCAUAAAAUAAUUUGAUAAAACAUAUUUUGUAAAAAGACAAAUUAUCUUAAUAUACUAAUUCUAUAAAUCUAAGCAUUCUGCUUCAUAAAACGUGAACUAAAAAUACCGUGUUGAUUUUAUUUACAUUUUGUAA
Messenger RNA from Pieris napi, 3236 nucleotides. Its product is annotated as gamma-aminobutyric acid receptor alpha-like. Lineage: Eukaryota; Metazoa; Arthropoda; Insecta; Lepidoptera; Pieridae. The record is from RefSeq and is a predicted model, not a curated record. Gene Ontology annotation, cellular component: membrane; synapse; neuron projection. Bases 68 to 1762 code for a protein of 564 amino acids. Gene Ontology annotation, molecular function: extracellular ligand-gated monoatomic ion channel activity; GABA-A receptor activity; neurotransmitter receptor activity. Gene Ontology annotation, biological process: monoatomic ion transmembrane transport; chemical synaptic transmission; nervous system process. The transcript has 11 exons.